Sclerotinia borealis F-4128 is the source of this 1077-nucleotide messenger RNA. The record is from the annotation of a GenBank genome assembly. NCBI's taxonomy places the organism in Eukaryota, Fungi, Ascomycota, Leotiomycetes, Helotiales, Sclerotiniaceae.
AUGUUUGAUACCGGAUCCUCAACUUCGUGGAUUACAGGUAUCAAUUGCACGGACACUGUAUGUCUCAACGCCAGCGGAUUCAAUCGCACUGAGUAUGACGAAGCGAGCUCAUCUACAUCGGUCAAUCUAGACUCGUAUUCGAGCAUUCCGUAUGUUGACGGCGAUGUUCUUUCUGGUUUCGCGUUCCAGGAUGUAUUCUCGGACGAACUGGGAGUACUCGAUUGGAACCAGACUUUUCUCGCCGCCAACCAAAGUUCCUGGCGCUUCAUCACCGCCGACGGUUUUCUCGGCCUAGGUUUCUCGUCCAUAGCGGAGAACGAGACCGCCACUUUGGUUGAGACACUCCUUUGGGCCGAUCAAUUGGACGCCCCUCGUUUCGCCGUCUUCUACGGCACGGAAGGAAACGCCGAUGAUUCCAAAGACGGCGUUCUGAGCAUUGGCGCCAGUCACGAAGAUAUCUACGUCGAUGGCGACGUAGCUUAUGUCCCACUGUACGAGGAAAAUCCUUAUCAAUUAUGGCGUGCUCCUCUCCGCUCCAUCAACGUUCUCGCAGCGCGCGACGCUAAUUCCACCGUCACGGUACACAAUGGGCACCUUCCAACGACGAACGAUCCAGCUGGCGCGUGGCCGCGCUCAAACACCACGUGGCCAUUUUAUGGCAGCGGAACGGCAGUCUUCGAUACCGGAGCUGGUCGCAUCUCGGUGCCGGCGGGCAUCAUCGAUGCCGUGUAUUUUAACCUGGGCUGGAACGUGACGAAAUUGAUGACUGGGUUGGAACGCAUGGAGUGUCAGCAUUUGAAUUCGUCGUGGGCGCUUUCAUUUACAUUUGGGCAGGCCGAUGAGAGUGAUGAUGUGACGUUUUCGAUUCGGGGCGAUGAGUUUGUUAAGAGGGGGGAACAGUGUAUGCCUCCUGUUGAUGAUAGUGCAGGUUCUAGUUUUGCGCUUCUUGGGGUGGAUUUCUUGCGUCGCUAUUACUCGGUUUUUGACUUUGGUGCGGCUAGGGUGGAGGAUUAUCAGCCGCGGAUUGGGUUUGGGAGACUUAAGACCGAGUUUGAUUAUUUGUAUGGAUCGUCAUAG